AUGAGCAUCAUAGUGACCAAGUCAUCGCCGGUGGUUGUCGCAGGCCCAUCGGAGCUGGGGACGGCAACCGGUGGCAUCAUCAACCUCUCCUCUUUCGACAAAUGUUUCGCUCCUGUUCCUGUCGGGCUGCUUCUCAUUUUCGAGCAGCCAAUCAAUGAGCCCAUUGAGACAAUCAAGAAGGCCCUGUCGCAGGCACUGGUGCUCUACCAACCUAUGGCUGGCCGCCUCGUCACCGGACCUGACGACGAGCCGAUCUACAUCUUGUGCACGGGCGAGGGAGUCUUGUUCGUGGGCGCUUCGGCUAGCUGUGCGCUUGAACAAUUCAGGACGUCCCCGCUGCUGCUUGGGGACCUCGCCGUCCGCUACCCUGCAGAGUACUGCCUUCCCGGUGACCCCAUGCUGCUGAUGCAGGUGACCGAGUUCGCCUGUGGCGGGUUCGUCGUGGGCGUGACGUGGAACCACGUCCUGGCCGACGCCGCGGGGAUGGCGCAGUUCCUGCAGGCCGUCGGCGAGCUUGCCCGAGGGAUGCCAGUGCUGUCCGUCCUUCCGGUCAGGUCCGAAGCCGACGGCAUGCUCCUGGGCAUCCCGCCGUCAGUCGUCACCGCGAUGAGGUCUCAGAUGCGCGUCGGAAUGGAGGAAAUGGCCGGCAUCGACGUCACCAUCUCAUGGAGCCUGAUCAGCUGCAUCAAAGCCGAGUGUGGCGGCGACUGCACUGUGUUCGACGCCGUCGCGGCUGUUCUCUGGCAGUGCCGCACCCGCGCGGUUAUCUCCGACCCCGACACGCCCGCGCCCCUUGUCUUCCCGUGGCUCGUACGUGCCAAACACGGCUACUACGGCAACUGCGUCAUGGGGCAGCCGGUCCAGGCGCAGAGCGGCCUGGUGGCCAACAGCUACAUCAAGGACCUGGUGAAGCUCAUCAGGCUCGCCAAGGAGAAGACACCGGACAUACUCACCAACGGCGGCGGAGGGGAUCAACAGCAGCAGGUGGCAACCCCGAAGUACAACAAGCUUGUUGUGACGAGCUGGAGGAAGCUUGGGCUCAACGCGGUGGACUUUGGGCGCGGGGGGCCGCUGCGGGUGUUGCCGCCGCCGUCACCGGCAGAGCGGACGGCCAUGAACAUCUGCAUCUUGUGUCCGCCAUGCAAGGGGAAGGACGGCGUCAAUAUCGUGUCCCACUGCGUCAAGCCUGAGCACGCCGAUGCCUUCCGACGGGAGUUGGCCGCCACCAUGAACUUGCACCUGCUUGCACGUUUCUAG
Messenger RNA from Triticum turgidum subsp. durum (durum wheat), 1257 nucleotides. NCBI's taxonomy places the organism in Eukaryota, Viridiplantae, Streptophyta, Magnoliopsida, Poales, Poaceae. The record is from the annotation of a GenBank genome assembly.